Sungouiella intermedia is the source of this 1863-nucleotide messenger RNA. The record is from the annotation of a GenBank genome assembly. Lineage: Eukaryota; Fungi; Ascomycota; Pichiomycetes; Serinales; Metschnikowiaceae.
AUGCUGGCCAACGAAGACAAAAAAGACCCAAUUGAGGACUCUGUUGAACAUGCUGUAGACAUUUAUCCCAGCUCUUCAGAUAGUAGCGACUUCGAUGGUCCAGUAACAUUUACGGGCAAAGAAACAACGGAACUGCCUAGAUCAUUGAGAGGAUCGUUUUCUAGUUUAAGAAGAGCUGUGAAUGGAAAUUCUACUGAAGAUGCUGACGAAAUUAAAAGGUAUACAGAAGAGGAAAUCAGAGGUAGCCUUGAUGAGGCCGAAUUUGACCUUCAGAGGAACGCUACUAGACAAACUAUUAUCAGCCAUAUUGUGGACACAAAAGAUAUCGAUGAUUCAGAUUACAAGAUUGAGGAAGACAGAUUGCCCAUCGAGAAUGAUGGUGAGAAAUUUACUAAUAUUGACCCAGAGCUCAUUACGUGGGGAUACAAUAACCCCGAGGAUCCAAGAAACUGGAGAACAUCUAAGAAAGUGUUUGUGGUGAUUUUUGUGUCUCUCUACACUCUUAUUUCGCCCAUGUCGUCAUCGAUCUUGUCUCCAGCAAUGUCAGAUUUGGCAAAAGAUUUCAAUAUCACCUCUACUACUGUUCAAGCAUUGGUUAUUUCUAUCCACAUUUUAGCAUGGGCCGUUGGUCCCUUGGUGAUUGCACCGCUCUCUGAAGAUGACAGACUCGGAAGAAAAACUGUUUUGAGUGUUUCGUGCUGGCUCUCCCUUGCGUUCAACCUUGGAUGUGCUCUCUCUCGCAACACUACCGAGAUUAUUGUGUUUCGGUUUAUCUCUGGCCUUUUCAGUGCUACCCCACUCAAUGUUUCGCCAGCCGUGGUAAGUGACCUUUUCGAUGCCAAAACUAGAAACCUCAGUUUGGCUGGAGUGUUCUUAGUGCCAUUUGUUGGACCCGCCAUUGCACCCAUUAUUGGAGGAUUCAUGGUAGAGGCCAAAGGCUGGCGUUGGGUGUUAUAUACGCUCUGCAUCAUCAAUGCCGUGGUAGCGGUACUUGGAACCUUCUUCUAUGUGGAGACAUACACCCCUGCUCUCCUCAAGAAGAAGGCUCAAGCAUUAAGAAAGAAAACUGGCAAUAUGAACUUGCAUACCAUCUAUGAGAUCUCCAACGGAGAAACGACUUUGGCGAAGUUGCAAGGAACGGUUUCUCGCCCACUCAUGUUGCUUUUCACCCAUCCUAUGAUCAUUGGCUUGGGAUCCUUUAUGGCAUUCAUUUAUGGAUUCUUGUACCUUAUGAUCAUUACAUUUCCAUCAGUGUUUGGCAAAACAUACGGGUUCAGUCAGAGCCAAACUGGCCUCAUGUAUUCAUCACUUGGUAUCGGCUUCAUCUUGGGAAUGCUUUUUUGGACAUAUGUUCUUGGUGUCGUAUACAACCAUCUCACUGAAAAAAACAACGGUGUUGCUGAGCCCGAAUUCCGCCUUCCGUGCCUCUUCAUUGCAGCCGCCAUCAUUCCUAUUGGCUUACUCUGGUAUGGCUGGUCUGCACAGCUUAAGCUCCAUUGGAUUAUGCCAUGUAUUGGCAGUGCAAUCUUUGCAUUUGGCCUAGUGUGUGUGUUCCAGACUUUACAGGCAUACUUGAUCGAUAUGAACCCAAGAUUUGCCGCCUCUUCCAUCGCGGCAGCAGCUAUCUUCAGAUGUCUCUUUGGGUUCGCUUUUCCCCUCUUUGCACCAAUUAUGUAUGCCCGUCUUGAUUACGGGUGGGCCAACACCAUGUGUGCAAUCAUUGCGGUGUUUUUGGCAGUACCGUUCCCAAUCUUAUGCUACAAAUAUGGUAAGCGUAUCCGGGAGUGGGCCAACGUCAGAAUGGAGAAGAGUCAAGAGAAGAGAGAUGAAAGAUUGAAAGCAAAACUAGCACAAAAAAUUUAA